UUAAUCACUAUAUUUAAAGGUUGCAUCAUGCUUUCUCGAUUGUGCGUCGCUCGUUCGACAUUGAGUGUUACACAAACACUCAAAACUCCAGUUCCCCAAAGAUUCGUGCCCAAGAACUACAUUGUAAGGAAUUAUGCUCGUGAACCACGCUCCAGAGUCGCCACGCGAACCCAACCCACUAUUUGGGAAAGAUUGAUGGCCCCAGCAGGACCAAACGCUUUUAGUUUGGGCAAAGGAGCAUUAGCAGGGGCAUCAGCUGUUGGACUUGUCGCGCUAUGUUACUAUGGCUCUGGUGUCAAACCUGGCACCUUACAAGAAGCACAUCUCUGGCCACAAUACGUCAAAGAUCGCAUCAAAGCUACAUAUGGAUACAUUGCUGGAUCACUAGUUUUAACGGCCGGUAGUGCAAUAACCGUUUUCCGAACACCUGCUUUACUUAACUUGGUUGCUCGAAGUGGAUGGAUGUCGAUUAUUGCAACAAUGGCUCUCAUGAUUGGAUCUGGAAUGGUAGUCAGAGGUAUGGAAUACAGACCAGGCUUCGGACCCAAACAACUGGCAUGGAUGGUGCAUACUGGCAUCAUGGGGGCUGUUAUUGCACCCAUAUGCUUCCUCGGUGGACCCAUCCUCUUGCGUGCGGCUUGGUAUACUGCUGGAGUAGUAGGAGGUCUAAGUACAAUUGCAGUCUGUGCUCCCUCUGGUGAAUUCCUUAAUAUGCGUGCUCCGCUGGCAAUGGGUUUGGGUGCUGUAUUUGCUGCUUCACUUGCUGGAAUGUUCUUGCCACCCACUUCAGCCCUUGGCGCAGGAUUAUACUCCUUGAGCUUGUAUGGAGGAUUAAUUGUAUUUGGUGGUUUCUUGCUCUAUGAUACCCAAGCUAUCAUCAAAAGAGCAGAGAUGCACCCAAUGUAUGGAGUUCAACCGUAUGACCCAAUCAACUCGGCGAUCUCAGUGUAUUUGGACGUCCUUAAUAUCUUUAUGCGAAUUGCUAUGAUCCUCGCAGGCGGUGGAGGCAACAAGCGGAAGUAAAUGCUAAAACAAACAUACACUUUAAAAAAAUCAUAUAAAUUAGUCAGCAUUAUAAUAAUUGUAAUAGCUUAGGAAAAUUCUCGUGCUUUCGAUGGCUGAAUCUAAAGCGAAUGUGAUAUUGUUUUGAUGUAAGGACAUAAAGUACUGUUAAGAACGCGUAAUUAGUUUAUUUUAAUGUUUCCGAAAUAAAUCGACAAGUAUUAUUUCGA
Molecule: messenger RNA, 1232 nt
Organism: Melitaea cinxia (Glanville fritillary)
Lineage: Eukaryota; Metazoa; Arthropoda; Insecta; Lepidoptera; Nymphalidae
Product: growth hormone-inducible transmembrane protein-like
Exons: 7
Coding region: 28-1023 (331 amino acids)
Cellular component (GO): mitochondrial inner membrane
Source: RefSeq, a predicted model, not a curated record